Messenger RNA from Hirundo rustica (Barn swallow), 4481 nucleotides. It is a transcript of the gene CTXND1, whose product is annotated as cortexin domain containing 1. Bases 913 to 1092 code for a protein of 59 amino acids. The record is from RefSeq and is a predicted model, not a curated record. The transcript has 4 exons. NCBI's taxonomy places the organism in Eukaryota, Metazoa, Chordata, Aves, Passeriformes, Hirundinidae.
GUUUCGUUCAACUGACAGAGCGCGUCCCUCAACAUUUAAAAAUGCAUCAGCUUGAAUUUCUAUCGCUAACCUGAGCUCUCUCUGAAAGGUAUAAAUUAGUGUUUGACUGAGAAUUCCACUGUGAGUUGCAGAAUACGACAACUUGCACGAUACAGAACUGUAAAGCAAGAUGAAGCAUUCCCAGCCCCUUUGCCUUUAAAAUGCCAUGGAAGCACAGAGGCUCUCGGCAGAACACCUUAUCAGCUCUCCAAGGCUGUGACUCUUCAUCCUUUCCUUAUGAAGACCCAGGGGAUUGCUUACUUAGCAUACACCAGAGGCAAUGGAUAGGGUGAGCAGCCACUGCAGCCAGAAACCCCCAGUAGCGAGCACGGGCAAUUCCCCUCCACAGGCAGAGACUUUGGAGCUGAAUUGUGCUGAGUAGAGAACCCUCCGGCUGAGCGAGCCAUGUGUGCCCGGGAGGAGCAGCCCCUCUGGCUCCGCUGAAAAGCAAUGCAGAACAUAUGUGCCUUUCUAGUGCACUUCGAAGCUUGGCCAGCUGGAAGCAGGAGCUGUAGCAAACUGCUGUGGAGCCUGUUUGGAAGCUGACUCCAGCACAGGAAUUGAAAUAAAUGAAUUUGGCAUCUAAAAGGAGGUUUUGUGGAGUCAACGCUUUGUAAGCAGAGGACGCAGCGAGAUUUGGCAAGAACACCCCGGUGAGAACUGCUUCCAGGUCUGGGUGGAGGUGAACCUGAGCGCAGCCCGGACGCCGCUGAAGCUCCCCCGACUGACAAAACUUUUAAAAUAUGACUGCAGGGAGGAUUUUAUCUGCACAAUGCUGCUAUGCUGGGAUGUGACAGGCUUCCUACCCAGGUCUGGAAGGUGGUUGAUGAUGUUAGGAGUAAAUUCAAACCCCGAUGAAGAGCGGCCUGAGCAAUGGAGGUGCCAACCCCAGAGCCCGUGUACGUCGACGUGGACAAGGGACUGACGUUAGCAUGUUUUGUCUUCCUCUGCCUCUUCCUGAUUGUGAUGAUCAUUCGCUGUGCAAAAGUCAUCAUGGACCCUUACAGCGCCAUCCCGACAUCCACGUGGGAGGAGCAGCAUCUCGACGACUGACAGGGAUUCUCUGCCAGACAGAGCCAUAGGAUGCUCUGCUCCAGGAGGCCUUUUCCCAUGGGAAGGCUGACAUGCAAACAGCCAUUUUAAGAUAUGCAAGGCAAAGGCAAUAUCUCCAAGAGCACAUAGUGUAAAUUCUUUUUUUUUUUUGCUCAACAGGUCAAGGUAUCAGCAAGACUUUCUGGCAGCAGAGUUUACUACUAUGCAGCAAUUCUUAUUUUACAGUUGUCAUUUUAACUCAAGUAGCACAAGAUUCUCCAGACUUUUCCUAAUAUAAAUCUUGGUCUAGCACAGUUUGUCCCACCCUCAUUACCACCCGCAAACCCAGGGUAACCAUCAAUACCAUGAAAAAGCAACAGGAGUAUUUUGUCUUUCCUGGAAACAGAUUGCUUCAAAUAUUGAUUGCUUCCUCGGUCAUUAUGGGUGCAUUUUAGGAAAGGCCCAGUUUUUAUAUACCAGAGCAUCACUAAGUAGAAGUGCCGAAGUACCUCUGGCUAAGUAGAGUUAAACAAGCAGAUCUAUUCCUGACUCAUUUGGUUCUGCACACACCCUCCUUACCCCACUGCAGCCAUAUUUCCAGUGACUAGGAUUCAGAAACACUCAGACUUAGGGGGUCCUGCACUGCUGUAGACCCCAUAGCACCACUUUGCACCAUCCUAGUCAUGCAAAAACCAGGGAUAUCCUCUGUCAUGGGACCUUGGAUUAGCCAGGCCACUGACUCUGACACUGAUCCCUGGAGCAGAGCCUGGGCACUGCUGAUGUCAACCACAUAGAACUUGCUGUGAUUUUCAAAGAGUGAUUUCACAUGCAAUUUCACCCAUCUUUUGCUUCAGGUGUACUUCAGUGGGAUGAGACAGGAGUAGAAUGACAAGGACAAUAAGCAGAGAGACUUUUCUCCUGGCUUUGUCAUCCAGACUCCUCAGCAUAACAUUUACAGUAACACAAAAUAAUAAGCAUUCUACCUCGGAGAAAUUCAGCUCCUUCAAAGGAGGAUUUUCCCCACGAAUUUGUGAGGUACGUUUCCUUCUCUCAAUUCAUUAAUACAGACAUUAUGCAAGAAGGCACAAGUGAACAUGGGAGCCCUGGAGUUGUAUUAUUUACCUUUGAAGAGUGGGGACUGCAGCAUUCCAAAGUUCUCUAUUCCUCAGAUUCUAAGGUUUGCUCAUACCUGCCUUUUCUUUCAUGGCUACAUGUUCCACAUACGGGAUUGAAAGGAGCAAUUCAGAGCAGGUACUGCAACCACAGCCAGCAGCACCAACAGACAAGGCUAGAAAGCACAAAACUUCAGGAAAGGCAUUUCUCCUCCUCACCCUCCUGCCUGACACCCCCAGGUUCUUGCCAUUAGACAACGCACAGAGGGUGAGAAAGGUGGAAGCAAAGGCUGUGACAAGAAAAUUUGGACACAGACUUCAUAAGGCACUGUUCCAGCUCUGACAGAUUUGUUUGAUGUUCACACAAGCCAAUCUUUAUGUGCCUCAGUCUACUCAUCAGUGAAAUGGGUGUAACAAUUUCAUCAUGUCACACCUCAUUUUGUCUGUCUAAUAAUACCAGAAAGCACCUGGAGAGCCUUAGAUAGGGACACAGAAAUGUUCUUACUUGCAACUCUUCCUGCUAAAACCAGUAGGGAAGGUCUGGAUCUUGUUAUACUUCAGGGCUGUUCUCCCCAGGCAGAGAACUUGUCCAGACCCCCAUUUACCCUCUCAUUGCAGUAUUCUGGGCCAAGCCAAAAGGCACCUGGCUUUUUUACAUAGCCCACUGAUUUCUGAGGAUGUAAGGUGCUCAACACUGCGAAUACAGAGAUCCCAGGCUAUGAGGCAUAUGGAGACUUUUGCAUGGAUCUUUUGAACCACACAAUUUUUGCCGAUCUCCGUUGUAGGAGAUUCCAUUCCUGAGGCAGGAAAUUCAAAAAUUAGCUUUCCUCCUGAUGUCCUCCAGCAAGAGACCCCCACUGCUCCCAUUCCCCACUGCAGAUUGCUCCUCAGGCUGUUAUUUACCUUCAGCUUCUGCUAGCCAGGUAAUCACCAGUAAGAGAGCACUUUUUUCAGGCUUGAUUGUUAAAUAUUCAUCAUACUUGGAGCAAACCCACACUGUUCUCUCUUAUUCGUGGAUAAGUCCAUCUGUGCCAUAGGAAUGGAUGUCCUAGCUCCAAGAACAACACCUCUCUUCCUGGGCCAAACAGGUUCCUUUGGAACCUGUAUUUUGUCAUUAAAUCUUGUAUCCCUCAGGUGGGGCUAUCUUCAAAAUAAGCAAAAUAACAAAAUGAUGCCCAGGCUAGGGACACUUUCAGUUUGCAGGUCACCUGGCUGAGUUCACAGCUGAUGCAAAGCAAGGACAGAGCUUGUCCUCACACCUCUCAGUGCCAAUACUCCACUCGGUGUUUAUCUGCAUGCCAGACUCUUUGGCAUUGUCACAUGUCACUGAUAAGCCCCAGUUCAGCUAAGGACUCAUUCAGGUGCUGAAGUUUAAGCCUCUGAGCAGGCUGCCCAACUGCAGAGACCAGGGCCAGGCCUGUGGCAUGUUCCUGGCAGGGCAGGGACAGCAGCACAGAGUCCUUGCAGGAGCAAAGCCUGUCUGAGAAUGAAGGGUUACAAAUGCUGAGGGAACAAAUUGACAGAUCUGUUUUGCAAGGAUGGUUGCCACUUUUUUGUCUCUUUGUCCAGCUGAACAAACCAUUUUAUGGAUUUUCCUGAAAAUCCUAAUGAAAAGACCCCACUGGGUAGCUCUAUUUUCUAAUAAAAAGGCACUUGUCCUCCUGGCAUUACCUGUCAAGUCCAUCCUUCUGUUGACAAAAAAUGGCUUUAUAAAAAUCUCGAUAUUCACACACAUGACUGCAUAAAAGUCAACGUGAUUGUUUUUAUAGAGAAAACGUAAAUCUAUUUAUCUCUUCACUCUUGUGACCAGGAGCAGGACUUGAGGCUGUCUGAGCUCAAGGAGCCUUUGGACAACACCCUCAGGCACACAGUGGCAUUUUUGGGAUGUCCUGUGCCAGGCCAGGAGUCGGACUCAAUGACCCCGAUCGAGUUGGGGUCCCUCCCAACUCAGCACGUCCUAAAUUCAUUCUGAUUUCCGCCUUUCCCCACCGGUUACAAUCCCACAGCCUCACUCCUCUUUAACCAAAAGCAAUACUGAUCAUCAUGCCCAAGCCAUGCCAUGCUCCUUCCCCUGGCAGCCAGGGCUCCCCCACCCCAGGUGCGUCGCUGCAGCUCCGGCCCCGCCGGCAAAUCCGUGCUCACGGCCAGGGAGGGGCUCUGCCAGCAGGACCUACAUCACUGGGCUUGGUAGUAAUUUCAGCUGCAUGCAACAAGUGCCUCUGCUAGUUUCGGUUCUUUUUUAAUCAUUGUGCCGUACUACCAGCAACCGCACUCAGAGGAUAGAAGUCAAAAACUUGU